AUGGCAGAUUUAUAUCCUUCAAUUGCACAAUGUGCAGUGGUAGCUACGGCUUUCAAGAUAUUGUUGUUUCCAGCAUACAAGUCUACAGACUUUGAAGUUCAUAGAAAUUGGCUCGCGAUCACGAAUAGUUUGCCAUUGAACGAGUGGUAUAUCGAAAAGACUUCAGAAUGGACUCUCGAUUAUCCACCCUUCUUCGCAUAUUUCGAAUUAUUCCUAUCAAAGUUCGCAGAAUGGAUUGACCCGUUGAUGUUGGUGGUGAAGAAUCUGGAGUAUGACAGCUGGCAAACCAUUUACUUCCAACGCGCAAGUGUGAUUGCAACAGAGUUAGUUUUGGUAUAUGCGCUUCACCUCUUCGUGAAGACUGCCCCCUCCAAUCUAAAACGUCCUUCACAAGCAGCGGCCCUUUCAAUUCUACUCUCGCCAGGUUUACUCAUUAUCGAUCAUAUCCACUUCCAAUAUAAUGGUUUUAUGUACGGUCUCCUCAUAUUGUCCUUAGUCAUGGCUAGAAAUGAGAGGACCAAACUAGCAAGUGGUAUACUCUUCGCAAUAUUGCUUUGCCUCAAACACAUUUACCUGUAUCUUGCGCCAGCAUAUUUCGUCUUUUUGUUAUCCGGAUACUGUCUUGGGCCUAAGUUUGGGCCUAAGCGUCCGUUUGAUAUAAAAAUUGGAAAUGCCUUUAAAUUGGCAGUUAGUAUUGUAGCAGUAUUUGGAGCUGCAUUUGGACCGUUUGUAUAUUUUGGUCAAAUGCCUCAAAUCAUUAGCAGACUAUUUCCAUUUGGAAGAGGCCUGUGCCAUGCUUACUGGGCUCCAAACAUCUGGGCUAUGUACUCUUUCACUGAUCGAGUGUUGAUUUCUAUUGCCCCUAAACUCGGCCUCGCUGUUGAUCAAACGGCUGUCAAUAGUGUGACCCGUGGUCUCGUUGGGAACACUUCCUUCGCCGUAUUACCCGAAGUGACCAAAGGCAUGACUUUCGCUUUGACAGCCAUUUUCGAUUUCAUUCCACUGUUCAAGCUUUACAAAAGCCCUACGUGGGACAAUUUCAUCGGAGGUGUAACCCUCUGUGCUUACUCUUCAUUUCUUUUCAGCUGGCACGUUCACGAAAAAGCAAUUCUCCUGGUCAUUAUACCUUUCAGCCUAAUCGCCUUAAAGGAUCGUCGAUUCCUUGGAGCAUUUCGACCAUUGGCUGUGGCUGGUCAUGUUUCCUUGUUCCCUUUGCUUUUUACGGCCGCGGAAUUUCCUACGAAAAUUGUGUACACAAUUUUCUGGCUUAUCUUGUUUCUCCUUGCAUUUGACCGCUUAGCGCCAGCGUCAAAAUCUAGAAUCUUCUUGCUAGAUAGAUUUAGCACACUCUACAUUGCGGUUAGCAUACCGUUGAUACUAUAUUGUUCGCUGCUACAUCGAAUCGUCUUUGGUAAUAAACUGGAGUUUUUGCCGCUGAUGUUCACGAGCUCAUACUCGGCAAUUGGAGUUGUGGGAAGCUGGAUUGGAUUUUUGAUUGUAUAUUUUGAAAGUUAA
Messenger RNA from Botrytis sinoallii, 1515 nucleotides. RefSeq lists its product as uncharacterized. The transcript is spliced from 4 exons. Lineage: Eukaryota; Fungi; Ascomycota; Leotiomycetes; Helotiales; Sclerotiniaceae. The record is from RefSeq and is a predicted model, not a curated record. Gene Ontology annotation, molecular function: dolichyl pyrophosphate Glc1Man9GlcNAc2 alpha-1,3-glucosyltransferase activity. Gene Ontology annotation, cellular component: endoplasmic reticulum membrane. The coding region runs from base 1 to 1515 and encodes 504 amino acids. Gene Ontology annotation, biological process: protein N-linked glycosylation.